This is a messenger RNA of Plasmodium malariae, 4698 nucleotides long. It is a transcript of the gene RAD5, whose product is annotated as DNA repair protein RAD5, putative. Gene Ontology annotation, molecular function: ATP-dependent chromatin remodeler activity; ATP binding. Bases 1 to 4698 code for a protein of 1565 amino acids. Lineage: Eukaryota; Apicomplexa; Aconoidasida; Haemosporida; Plasmodiidae. The transcript is spliced from 3 exons. The record is from RefSeq and is a predicted model, not a curated record.
AUGACUACUUCAAAUUAUUUAAAAAAUGAAACGAAACUUUAUAAAGAUUCAGUUAACACACCUAACUAUUAUUAUGAUAGUGAUGUCAUUGAAAUUAUAAGUUUAAAUGACAACGAGCCAAAGCUCGGUACUGCAACAGAUUCAAGUGGUUUUGAAAAAAGCCCAGAAACAAAAAUAAGUUGCAACAAGCUGAGGGAGGCAAGUAGCGACAUUGAAAUCAUUGAAGAUAUAAACGACUACAAUUAUAAUAAAAUAAAAUUAGCAAAGAUAAAAGAGUUUGAAAAAUCAAAUAAAAAGGCUCAAUUCGUAAGGGAUAAAGGAGUCUUUUUUGAGUAUUACUUAGGUUGCAUAGAUACCGACUCAAUAAUUCUGUCUAGCGAAAUAUGUGAAGUUAAAAAUGACAAAGAUAUAAUAAUAAGCUAUGAAAUAAUCCCGAAGUCAACCAAAAGAUCUUAUUCACCCAUGUAUACGUUACAAAUAAACAAUAAUUAUGUUAUAUCAAAUGAUUAUAUCAAAAUAAUGGGUAGAAAUAUUCCAACAAAUACAAAUAAAAUAAAAAAAAAAAAAGUUUUAACAAAAAAAAGUAUUGCAAGUGCAGGUAAUGAAAAUUAUUCGGAGUUACAUUAUGACUCUAGUAAAAUUAUAUCAGCAGAUAAAAAAUAUGUGGAAUUUGAAAAGGGUAAAAAUGAGGUAUUAAAAGAUAUUAAUGAAGGGUAUUCAUGUAUAAGAAUAAAACAUAAUAAUAGGGAUAUUUCAAAAUUAAAAAGUCAGUUAUCCAAAACGUUGAGUGUUCUUUUAGUUCUAAAUGCUAUAAGAAUAGAAAUAAAAUUAGAAAAAGUUUCUUUAAGUGAUUUGAAGUUUGGUGGAAGUUUAAAAACAUUCAUUCAUGUGAUAUUAUAUCCUGAUUCUUUUAAAAUAGACACUCAUAAAUAUCAUGAAUAUAAUUCUCUAAUUAAAAGUAGUGUUGAUCAUUUAUUUAAAGAGUUAAAAAUUACUCCCUUGCGACUAGCCAAAAAUGUGGAUAUGGAUUCUUUUGAAAGUACAAAUAUUAAAAUAAACAAAGAAAGUUUAUUAUUAUCUUCAAACAGCCUACUUCAAAUUGAUAAUUCCAGUUAUAACAAAAGAGAUAGGAGUGGUAAAAAUAGCGGGGAUAACUUCAGUGGGUUUAGCACACCACACAAGGCCUUAGGCUUUAGCAGUACUUCAAAAAAAUCAAUUCUAGAUUCAUCAUCAUUAAGUAGAACGAAGGAGGAAGAAGAAACGUUAGACACAUUAAGUGAAAAUGAGAUGGAGGAAAAGAACGAGGACGCUACAAAUUUAGUUUUUUUGGAGGAAAAGUAUAGAGGUGGGUACUUACUUGAAGACUUUGAAGAAAUUUACCCAGAUGAUUAUUACUUUAAGCCUAAGUUGAAGACAUAUCAAGCGGAGGGGAUAUGGUGGAUGUAUAUCAGAGAAAACCCUCCGGAAUAUUUGAAGACAAAUAAUGUAAAAAGCGAUAACAUAAAGGAAAUUGUAAUUGACGAAAUUAGUAACAUGAGCAAAAUUAGAGAUAUUAGAAAAAUUAGGGGCAUGAACAAAAUGAACGACAUGAACAAAAUUAGCGACAUGAACAAAAUUAGCGACAUGAACAAAAUGAGCGACAUGAACAAAAAUAAUAAAUUUCCUGAACAUAGUGUGAAAAAGGAAAUGCAGGUGCAUGCCAUAAUUAAGGAGAAUUUUUCUAUAAAGUCAGGCGAAAAUAUCAGAAAUUAUGUAGUUUCUCAGGGGCAAAGUAUCAACAAAGGAGACCAAUGUAAGCACGAUAUUUGCUAUGAACCUGUUCAUAGGAAAGAUAAAAACGAUGAAGAAGAGAAUAAACUUGUUCAUAUUAGAAAAGGGGACCAAGAAUAUAACAGUGGAAAUAAUGACUACCAAGGUGGUAUUAUAAGGGGUGAAGAUGUCGAUGACAUUAGAUCCUGUGAAGACGGACGUGACAACUUAAAAGGGGACGACUUCAGUGACAGUAGAAAUAGGGAUGACCCAGUUGACAGUAGAAAUAGUGCUAAACCAGAUGGGAAUAUAAAAGGGGAAGGUGUCGAUGACCGUAUAAACGAAGAUGGAUGUGGCAUCCGAAACAAUGACGACGGCGAUGAUAUUAGAAACACAGUACCGCUUAACCCGCUGUGGGAAGAACAUGCAUUUAUUCCAAACAUAAAAAUAUAUGAAAAGGAAAACAUAGUGUGUGUAUUAAAAUAUUUCUAUGUUAACAAACUAACAGGCUGCUUUUCUCUGACAUAUCCUCAGUAUGUACCUCCUUUUCGAGGUGGUAUAUUAGCAGACGAAAUGGGAUUAGGUAAAACUAUUCAAAGUAUAGGUUUGAUUACAUAUGAUACAUAUCAUAAUAAGAUACAUAUAAAAAACAAUGAUAUAGAAAACAAGAAUAAUUUUAUAUAUUUAAUUGAAAAUACGAUAAAGGGAUCUAAUUUUAAGAAAGGAGGAACGUUAAUUGUCGCACCAUUGGCACUGAUAUAUCAGUGGAAACAAGAAAUGGAGAGACACACAAAGGAAGGGUUCUUAAGUUUCUACAUAUAUUACGGUAGCUCAAAAGAUAUAAGUAGUGAAGAAUUGGCAAAAUAUUCUGUUGUUCUGACCACCUACUCGACAUUAGUAUCCGAAUAUAAGAAUACGUUAAAUAAGAAAAGCAUGCAUUGGGAAGAAAAUGACAAAGGUGUUGGGAGUGGCGUCCGUAGUGGUAACAACAAGAAAAAUGGAAACAAUAAUGGCAGUAGUAACAAUAAUAAUAAUAAUAGUAGUAACAGUAGUGGUGAUAAAGGUGGAAAAAGUAAUUAUAGGAACCAUCGCUAUGGGUAUAAGCAGGAGAAUGAGGAAGAGGAGUGCACGCCAAAAGAAGGGGAAAAUACAGUUAAGGAAAAAAAAUUAAAUAAUUUUUUUAUGAAAACUGUUUUAAGUAAAGUACUUGGCACAACUAGUGGUAGCAACGUGUUAAAAGGGAGUGAAGAAAAAAAGACAAACAAAAUAGGUAAUAAUGUAAAGAUGUAUCCAUUAUACGAAAUAACAUGGAGAAGGAUAAUAAUAGAUGAAGCACAUGUUAUAAAGAAUAAGAAUUCUUUUCAAUCUGUUGCAGUAUGGAAACUACGAGGAGAAAGAAAAUGGUGCUUAACAGGUACACCUAUACAGAAUUCAUUAUUUGAUAUAUUCCCGUUAUUUCGAUUCCUUGGAAUAAAACCAUAUGGAACCAUUGAAUGGUGGAAUAAAGAAAUUGUGGAAUAUGUAAAUAAGAAUAAAUUACAUUUAGCCUUUGAUGUAGUUAGGAAAAUAUCAUCUCCUAUUUUGUUAAGAAGAACAAAAAAAUCAAAAACGAAAAAUGGGGAUGCGCUAAUAUCUUUACCAAAAAAAAAUAUUCAUUUAUUAAAAUUAGAAUUUUCUUUAGAAGAGGAAGAUUUUUAUCGAGCAAUUUUUUAUAGAAGUAAAACAAAAUUUGAUACAUAUAUGCAUGAUGGAAAUGUAUUAAGUCAUUAUUCUCAUGUGUUACAACUACUUCUGAGACUGAGACAAUGUUGUUCUCAUCCGCUAUUAUUAUUUUCAAAACCUUUUUUUGAAGAAUGGAAUAAAGAAGAUAUAAAUGAUGCUUUACAAAAAAAAAAUGAUAAUUCUUUAGUAUCACAAGAAAAAGAUGAAAAAAAUAGUAAAUCUCUCAGUAAACAAAUGAAUACUAGUGAAACACAUGAAUUUAUUGAUAAACAAAUAGGAGAUAAUUUAAUAUACAACUUUAUACUAAGUGCAACUAACUCAAAGAAGGUGGAUGACUAUUUACAAGAAUUAGAAAUAUUAAAAAAUGGAAGCAUCAUGCAAUGUGUUAUAUGUUUAGAAGAUGCUAUUUUCCCGUUAAUAAGUAAAUGUUUACAUAUAAUGUGUAAAAAAUGUGCAGAUGAUUAUUUUCAUUUAACUCAAAUAGCAGAAAAAAAAUGUCCGGAAUGUAAUAAUUAUAUUAGUUUAAAAUCUUUAAAGGCAUUACAAGAAAAUAAAUCGCCCCUUGAUGAGCUGCUAAAAAAAAUGAAAAAGGAGAAUUUUGUUUAUUCAACUAAAUUAAAAAAACUAUUCGAUCAUGUACAAAAUGAUAUGAAAAAUGAGUUACAUAUUGUCGUUUUUUCUCAAUGGAUAGGUCUCCUUAAAAUUAUUGAAAAAUUAUUAACCCUUCAUAAUAUUCCAAACAAAAUUUAUGAUGGAUCUUUAACUUAUGAACAACGUAAGUUUACUCUCCAUUGGUUUAAUGUUCAAAAGGGAAAAAUAUAUCAACCAGGAGUAGGUUUUGUAAAACCUUCUUAUUAUAUACCUAUGGAAAAUAUUGCUGGUAAAGUUUUAUUAUGCUCUCUAAAAGCAGGAGGAGUAGGCUUAAAUUUAACCGUUUCAUCAAAAGUAUAUCUCAUGGACUUAUGGUGGAAUCCAGCCAUAGAAGACCAAGCAUUUGAGCGAAUACACAGAAUUGGGCAGUUAAAAGACGUAAACAUUUACAAGUUUGUUGUUGAAAAAACAGUAGAAGAAAGAAUUUUACAAAUUCAUCAAAGUAAACAGUAUACAGCCAAUCAAAUCUUAGCACAAGAAGGCAACAAAAUUAACUCGGAGAUGAAUCUUCCCCCACAAAAACUGGGAAUGGAUGACUUCAUACUCAUGUUCAAGGACUGGAAUUCCGAGGAGUAG